AUGGCCAAGAUACCUCUACUGAUUCUAGUCUUUUGUUGGGCAUGUUUCCACUUCUCAAAUGCUAAUAGUUGUUUCAGUCAGGAUGGACCUGAUGCGUAAGUCUUUAAUUUUUCUUUUUUUUUAUUUUUAGGUAUUAUUUUUGGUUUAUUUGGCGAUUUUUGGGCACUAUUUGGUCUAUAGUAAUAUAAUUUUAAAAUAUUUUAAAAAUUUUAAAGGUUUUUUUUAUUAUCAACUAUUAAUGUUGACAUUAACGAUCAAUAUUCAAAUGAUCUACCAAUGUUACUAUUGCAGUAUUGCCGAUUGCGCCUCGGACGACGCCACCGAGCACUUUGUUCUCCAGUUUGCGCAGACACCGGAGAGUAUUAAGUACGAGGUGACAGUGUCGGCCGGAUGUCAUGAAGACAAGAGCAUCGAGGACAAGGUCAUCAUGAACUUUACCUACUUUGACACGGCGUGGGCGAUCGGCGUGUUCGCUACGGAUGAGGAGCUGAUCGAGGCUAGAGUGCUUCGUUACACUCGGGAUCCGGAUACGGACGAAGAGUUGGCGGACGGAAUGACUGUACCAAUCUCCUUGGCGGAGGACUACACUUUUUCCAUUACUCAGACGUAUAAUGUGUUGUAAGUUUUUGUGGAUUUACUUGGUUUUGAUCGCUGCUUUGAUGAUAUAUAUACAUUUGUACUGUUAUUACUUACCAAAAUGAUUCAGAGACGUCCAAUACAACGGAACCUCUUCAACCGUCGCUCCUUUCACUUCGGUUACCAGGAAUCAUACCACCGACGAUCCGGGAACCGCGGAAACCACCAUGCCCAGCACUUACACCACCACCCCACAAUCGACUGAAAAAACCACAACAAAGGCGGAUGAGCCAAGGUAUGUAUCGUUGAGUUACGGCUAUCCUAUCACUAUCACUCGCAACCGCACCUACUUCAAGAGUAUUAUCGACUAUCACCGGAACGACUCGAACUGUGACAUUGUGGUCAGGGUGAUGGAUGGGUGGUUGGAAACGCAGAAUCAGUACUGGAUCGACUGGGAGUUGUGGGCCACGUUGUCUGUUUGGAUGAUGCUUUUCAUGUGGGUUUUAUAUAAGGAUUGGAAUUGAAAAGGGGCUUACAUUAGAUUUGAAAGGGGGCUCACGUUAGACUUGAAAGGAAUUGCUUUAAGCUUGAAAAGGGGCUCCCAUUAGACCUGAAAAGGGAUCACAUUAGACUUGAAAGGCGGCUCACUAUGCUUAUCUAAGGCGGGGUUGAUACAAAUUUGAAGGAGGCUGGGGCCGCAUUGGCCAUACUUGAGGGCCGGACUCUAAUGAAUGCCCCAUGAGCCCAUCUUAGGUCCCGCAACGAAAGAUUUGACUAUUAAAAACUGAAACGAGCGAUUUUAAAACAACUUAAGAAUAAUUUUUGAAUUGUGUUAUUCUGCUCACCUUUUCAGUGGCUGCUUCAUCGGCUCGAUUAUCGCCUUCCUGCUCGGCCGAUCGUGCGCACGCCGCCGCGGCCGUUGGAACGAUGGCCGAGGAAAGUUGAAGGUGAAAGAGGAGAAGGCAGGCAAAUCAAAAACAGAAAAGGAAAAGUCGAAAAAGGAAAAGUCGCAAAAGGACAAGUCAAAGAAGUCGAUGAAGGGCAAGUCCAAGAAAGAAGACUCGUUUGAAGAAGUGGAAGAAGGUGCCAACAAGACUCAAGAAGAACAAAAGGUGUAG
Messenger RNA from Bursaphelenchus okinawaensis, 1694 nucleotides. The record is from the annotation of a GenBank genome assembly. NCBI's taxonomy places the organism in Eukaryota, Metazoa, Nematoda, Chromadorea, Rhabditida, Aphelenchoididae.